CAAAUUUUACCAAAAACCGAAGAAUAUACUUAAUAGCAUAAUCAAUGCAUUUAAAAAAAUUAUUAAUUAAUUUUAUUGAUCUCACACAAAUAAAAACUGUGACAUUACAGACAAUAUUUCUUGGAUCCACUUUUGAGUUUAUUUACACCUAUGUAGGUACCCAAAUAAUAAAUAUACGGUUUUACAAAAAACAGUUAUUUGAAUUUUGAAGAUUUAGGUACAAUGAUUUAACUUUUUUACCGAAAUACCUUUCACAAAUAGUCUAAUAGUUCAUUCGUCAUACAAAUGGCAACGUUGGAUUGUUUGUAGCUCCGAUCGGACAAUCUCUAGAGCAAUAAAUACAAAAAUCUAAAACUCCAAAACUUUCUUAGUUUCUUACUUUUAAACAUAACCUAACAAAUUAAGAAAAUCGUUUUUGAAUCUUCAGCAAAGUAUAAAUGAAAAUUAUCUACAAAAAAAAUAAUCAAUUUUCAGUUUAAAAAAUGUCUGAUUUCUCGGAGCUGCUUCAAGAAGCCGAAAAACUAUCUAACGAUUUAGAAGGCACCACAGAGCUUCCCAAAGUAGAACGUUCCCUACGACAAGUACUAGAAGCGGCAAAUGAUUUAUACACGAGAGUCGCCCAAACUGGGGCCCAAGACAUACAAGCCAACCUUUUAUUGGGCUCCAAAGGUAUAGAUUUACCUAAAAUCGCUCAAAAGCUAGAAUCGUUGAGCACCAAACGAACUUUCGAGCCAAUUCAACCCGUCGAAGACUUGGAUAUCAGUAAUAUUUUGGAGAAUGAGAUCAGGAAUAAGAUUUUGGGGGUAUUUGAUUCAGGUUAUAAUAAAAUGUUGGCUUUUACGUACGAUAUGGCCUGGGAGCACCAACAGUCCGAGUGGAAGCAGGAAAAGAGGAAAAUUUUGAACGCUAUGAGUACCAGUUCUGGUGCUGCUAUUGAAGUUGGGAAACAGUUAACUAUAACGUUCGAUCGACCCACGUUCGCUUCUGGCGCUUUGGGGCCCACAGAGACUAUUUAUGUGCAGAAAAUUAUCGAUUACAACAAGACUAUAAGCAAAGGUACUCAAAAACCGAACUUGGUGAACAUAUUUUCGAACAUCGUAGCCGACUUUAAAGACGCUAAAAUUUCCGAUAUGUGGGAAAUUAUCAAAUACAUGGUGCAAUUACCGCCAUUCCCACAAUCCGACGACCCAAUUAAGACCAGGCAUAGCAAACCUGUAGUAGAAGCUCUGGUAAAGCAAGCCAAAAGCUAUUUACAAGACAGAUACAAAACCUACAUGAAUAACAUCGUCAAUGAAGAUCUCACACACGCUGUUAGAGGCGGUAUACCAGGCACGUACCAUCUAGUACGUAGUUUCGUAGGACUCAGACUACAAGGAGAGUAUUUAGGAUUACAGGAUGGAGUUAUAGAGGACAGACCGUUGUGGCCGAUGGUCUAUUAUUGUUUAAGAUCCGGUGAUUUACCGGCUGCGAUUUUUUGUUUGAAGAGAAGCGGUCUACCCGAGUUCCAGGACGUUGUUUCCUUGUUAGAAGCAAAAUUAAAUGGAGCGGCUGCGAGUGAAUUGAGCAAAUUGGAGGAUACCAUUAAUUUUUCUUAUAGACGCAAUAUCAGGAACGAUACGGAUCCAUUCAAACGUAUCGUUUGGUCGGUGCUAGGCUGUUGCGACAUAACAGACGAACAUUCCGAAGUCGCCCGAACGGCCGACGACUAUCUCUGGCUGAAACUUAGCCUAGUCAGAGUGGAUGUAGUCAAAGAUAACUGCAUCAAAUACAAGGACUUACAACGCAUAAUACUCGAAGAGUACGGAGAAACGCAUUACAACGCUUUAAACCAACCUCACCUCUACUUCCAAAUGCUCGCUCUGACAGGCCAAUUCGAGGCCGCCUUCGAGUUCCUAUCGCGCACGGAAAAAUACAAAGUACACGGAUUCCACAUGGCUGUGGCUUUGAACGAGUUAUACAUGCUGGGAGGUCCAAACGAUGUCAGUUCUCCAUUGUUAAGCAUCGAUCCUAUGGACGAGAAGCCUUCUUGUAGAUUGAAUCUAGCUAGAUUCGUGAUGCUGUACGUCAAAAAGUUCGAAUUAACUUGCCCCAACGAAGCUUUACAGUACUUCUAUUUCUUACGUAAUUAUACCGAUUAUGAAGGAGAGAAUUUGUUUAAAAUCUGCGUGUCUUACUUAGCUGUCGAAACGAAGCAGUACGAAUCGAUUUUAGGGACAGUACAACGAAAUGGAAUCAGAACUAAAGGAUUGAUCGAUCAAUUUACCGAUGUUACAGCUGAAAGCGUGGCUCAGUUGAUAGGAGAUAAUUUGUUGAAGAAAGGAUUGUUUGAAGAAGCCAUAGAGCUGUUUGAUAUCGCCAACAAUCAAGAAGAGGUGUUGAAAUUGAUUUGCAGCAUACUCUCCAGAACGGUACACUUACAAAACGAAGCCGAUUCUCUCCGAAGCAAGAUACAAGAUAAAGCAAAUCAUUACGCUGAAAGAUACUUGCGUGAAGGAUAUAAAACAACUUCCCACAUCGUUAAUUCAUUCUUGAAACUCAAAGACUUGUUGGUGUUCUUCGAUCAGUACCACAUCAAGAAUUACAGUCAAGCUUUACGUACUCUGGAUGAUAUCGAGUUGGUACCAUUACGACCAGACGAUGUCGACGAUAGGGUGAAGAAUUUCAAGAAUCUGCAUCAGGAUGUUUGCAAAGUUGUACCAGACGUACUUUUAGCGGCGAUGAAUAUGCUGUUCGCGCAGUACCAGAAAAUCAAGGCGAAUAACGAGUACGUGCCGAGGUUUAGGGACGAGACGAGCAGUACGCAGUUGAAGUACUUGCGCGAGCAGGCCAAAUGUUUGACUAAUUUUACCGGUAUGUUGCCGUAUAGGAUGCCCGGGGAUACGAAUAGUCGGUUGGUGCAGAUGGAGAUUUUGAUGCAUUAAUUUUUGUACUUCUAUUUUUUUAUUCAUAAUAAAAUGUUCUUAAAUAUUA
This is a messenger RNA of Psylliodes chrysocephalus, 2970 nucleotides long. The record is from the annotation of a GenBank genome assembly. Lineage: Eukaryota; Metazoa; Arthropoda; Insecta; Coleoptera; Chrysomelidae.